AUGAUUCAUAUGCAUAUCCUGUAUAUGUUUAUUUAAUUUGAAUAGAUUUAAUUCACACUGUCUCUUAACCCUUCGGUUAACAUUGCUUGUCCACCAGUAAUAUAGCGGCACAAAUAUUAGCGCCACACUGGUUCCCUUGACCAAAGGUUUUACAAAAAUAUGUCAUCCUACGGUUGCUCGAUUUUACCCAACCACUGAUUAAAACAACCCACAUAUUUUAGGGUUAUAAGCUGGAUACCAGUUUCUCCAAAAAUUACUUUUUGUCUCACCUUGACUGUUGAAAAGUCCAGAUAAGCGUCCAAUGACCUCCUUUCCAUUAAUAGGAAAUCAUUUUUGGGGAUCAAGAACGUGUCCAUACAUUCAUAAACAUUUUCAGAGGUUUUUAUCUCAUUGGAUAUCCUUUGUGGCCUUUGUUUCUGCGCAGCAUUUGAUAGCAGAGCUUUAGGAAUAGCAAAAAUGCGUGCAUUCGGCACAACUUCUCUUUCAAGCAAGUGUCUGUUGUCCUUUCUUUCAUUAUCCAGCUCACUUAUAGUCUCAUCAUUUUCAAUAAUAAUGUCUUGUUUCACAUCUGACAGAUAUUCAUUUCCGUCCUCUGUUUGGUUCUGCUCUGUUGUCAUCUGAGGAACAUGAAGCUCAGUAUCUUUGUCUGGAUGGACAACAUCAUCUGGCAUUGCUUGUUUACCAGCGUCUUUCUGAGGUGAACUGGUUUUGCUGGGCAAAUAAGGCAACCAUUCCUCGCCAGUAAAUACUUCCUCCAUUAAGUUGAUUGGUUCAAGGUUGAGUUCAAAGUCUCUUAAGGUGAACGUUCUUUUGAAAAUGAUCAUACACGUUACAUAGAAUUUAACCCUGCACUUAACUUCAAGUAGAUGUACAGUAAAAUGUUAUUAUGUGUAUUGUUCUUUAACACCAUGGUUUAAAGAAGAGCGUGAUAGCGCAGGUGAUAGCGCAGCUAGAAGCCCAUUGGUCAGACAAACCUUAGAUUACUUUGCUGUACAUGAUUUGUGUUUCUGGAUCUGCAUAUAUGAUAACACCCUUCACUAACAAAGAAGUUGUGCAUUUACACCUUAAACGAAAUAAACUAUUGCAGAAAUGUUGAAGAGUAUACUACUUUGGCAAGUUGGCAACCAAUGAUUUGUUACACUGGACGUCACGUGGUCUAGAUUGCGGAAGACAAACAAUGUUUUCAGACUUUGUACAUAUCCCCUCAACUCCACAGCAAUUUCUACAAAAAGAUCUGUCUUUUUUUAACUGAAUGUAAUCAUGUCAGCGGUUGUUCACGUCCUGAUACCCUUCGCGCUUUGCAUAGCGCUUGCAAACACUGACAUAUUCAACGAAGUUCUGGUGGACGUUACUUACGAUCACUAUGCGGAGAAAAAAGUCGACAAUCUGCCCGCCUUCCUGGCUAUGCCGUUUAACUGCCUGAUAAAUGUAGGCUACAUAUUAUUGGGUAUAUAUUGGCUCCUUCAACCGGUUACAGACUGUAAAGACAGCCGUGCAGUCGCCUACGCCAAGAACGUUUUCGCGCUCAUGGCAAUCGCAUACGGGCCCGUGCAGUGGGUGCGCUUGUCCACCUUGCGCCGCGCACCGUCAGUUUUGGACCAGUGGUUUACUUUACCAAUUUUUGCAUGGGUGCCGGUGUGGUGUAAUGUCAUUGUCAACGGUUGGUCGUCUCGUUACACCGUAAUAGUUGAAACGUGUUCAAUUCUCAGCUAUGGACUGGCGGUAUUACACGACCGUGGAUUUGAAGUUGCGUUGGGUUGCCACAUCGCCUUCGCAGUGUUUAAGGGUGUCCAAGCGCAGAAGAGUCACGGAGAUACUGUGUCCAUGCGUUACUUUUGCUCGGCUGCGAUUUCCUGCUUUGGUUUUGUGGUUCUGAAGCUUCAGGAUCAUUCUCUUGCGGAGUACUGGAUGUUUCAAAAUCUCACCGGACAUUUCUGGUCCAAAGUUUGCGACAUUCUUCAGUUCCAUUUUUGUUUUUGUUUUCUCACUCACCUCAGUAAAAAAGUCAAAAAAACUUCAUAAACGAUCAUGAACGAAAUGUUGGCGUGUAGGCUAUAAUAAUAUGGAAUAAUUGCAAUGUACACACUUGAAGCAAACUCCUGCUUGACAGUUUUUAAUUAAGACUGUUAUAUAUAGACAAUAUGUUAACACUUUAAAAUAAGGUGUUAAUUAUUAACAAUUAGUUAUUAUUAGCAUUAGGCAAGAUGAACUAUCAAUGAACAAUUAUCAAUGUUAGUUCAUGUUAAUUUCAGCAUUUACUUACUAAUACAAUAUUGAAAUCAAAGUUGUCAACAUUAGUUAAUGCACCAUGAACUAAAAUGAAUAACUGUAUUGACAUGAAAUAACAUUAACAAAGAUGAAUAAAUGCUGAAAAAUAAAUCAUUCAUUGUUGUCUAUUGUUAGAUAAGGCUUCUAUAAUGUUAACCUAUAGCACCUUAUUGUAAAGUGUUACCGAUCAUGUUUAUAGAUAUGGACGGGGAUAUGAGCCUUAUUUUGUUUGUACAAAGAAGGUCUACGAAUUUCUCAAAACUAAUGUACAGUACCUCAGUAAUAUUCACAGCAGUCCACACCUUUCACUCUCCUACCUUUUUUUAUGUGGGUGAAAUUAAAGCAUUUGAUGUUGUUAUUGUCACAUCAAGUCUUUAGCAUACCAAUAACAUAACAGUUCAUCUUAAACAAGACUCAUAAAAGCUUUUGAUAUUUACAUUUAGGGAUUUAGCGGACACUUUUAUCCAAAGCACAAUUUAUGCUUACUAUCCUCUUUAAUCCGAAAGGUGCACAUAUCUAAUUGCAUAAUGUUAUAACAUACUGACUUGAAGACAAAUUUUGAACUUGAUAACUAAAAACUGAUUACUGAUUACAAGAUGUGUUAUAUUCCCA
Molecule: messenger RNA, 2880 nt
Organism: Triplophysa dalaica
Lineage: Eukaryota; Metazoa; Chordata; Actinopteri; Cypriniformes; Nemacheilidae
Gene: tmem187
Product: transmembrane protein 187
Exons: 1
Coding region: 1261-2022 (253 amino acids)
Cellular component (GO): transport vesicle
Source: RefSeq, a predicted model, not a curated record